UCUCCCAUAGGAAAGAUGAUUCCGGUGGCCGAAUUCAAGCAGUUCACGGAGCAGCAGCCCGCGUUCAAGGUGCUCAAACCCUGGUGGGACGUGCUGGCGGAGUACCUCACCGUGGCUAUGCUCAUGAUCGGGGUCUUUGGCUGCACCCUGCAGGUGACACAGGACAAGAUCAUCUGUCUGCCCAGUCACGAACUCCGGGAGAACUUAUCAGAGGCCCCGUGCCAGCAACUGCUGCCCCGGGGCGUCUCUGAGCAGAUGGGGGGCCUCCGGGAGGUAAGCGGCCUCAAGAACAAUCUGGACCUGCAGCAGUACAGCUUCAUUAACCAGCUCUGCUACGAGACAGCCCUCCACUGGUACGCCAAGUACUUCCCCUACCUGGUUGUCAUUCACACGCUCAUCUUCAUGGUCUGCACCAGCUUCUGGUUCAAGUUCCCCGGCACCAGCUCCAAGAUCGAGCACUUCAUCUCCAUUCUGGGCAAAUGUUUCGACUCGCCGUGGACCACACGGGCCCUGUCCGAGGUCUCUGGGGAGAACCAGAAGGGCCCCGCCGCUGGACGGGCGACGGCGACCGUGGAGGCCUCGGCAGGGCCCGGAAAGGCCGAUGAGGGUGAGAAGGAGAAGGUGCUGGUGGAGCCUGAGAAGGUGGUGACUGAGCCACCGGCCGUCACCCUGCUGGACAAGAAGGAGGGUGAGCAGGCCAAAGCCCUGUUUGAGAAGGUCAAGAAGUUCCGCGUGCAUGUGGAAGAGGGGGACAUCUUGUACACCAUGUACAUCCGGCAAACGGUGCUCAAAGUCUGCAAGUUCUUUGCCAUCCUGGUCUACAACCUGGUCUACGUGGAGAAGAUCAGCUUCCUGGUGGCCUGCAGGGUCGAGACCUCAGAGGUCACGGGCUACGCCAGCUUCUGCUGCAACCACACCAAGGCCCACCUCUUCUCCAAGCUGGCCUUCUGCUACAUCUCCUUCGUGUGCGUCUACGGGAUCACCUGUCUCUAUACGCUCUACUGGCUCUUCCAUCGGCCCCUCAAGGAGUACUCCUUCCGUUCCGUGCGGGAGGAGACGGGCAUGGGUGACAUCCCCGAUGUCAAGAAUGACUUUGCUUUCAUGCUGCACCUCAUCGACCAGUAUGACUCCCUCUACUCCAAGCGCUUCGCCGUCUUCCUCUCCGAGGUCAGCGAGAGCCGCCUGAAGCAGCUCAACCUGAACCACGAGUGGACGUCCGAGAAGCUGCGGCAGAAGCUGCAGCGCAACGCCCGGGGCCGGCUCGAGCUGGCCCUCUGCAUGCUCCCGGGGCUGCCCGACACCGUCUUCGAGCUCAGCGAGGUGGAGGCGCUGCGGCUGGAGGCCAUCUGCGACAUCACGUUCCCCCCGGGCCUGUCGCAGCUGGUGCACCUGCAAGAGCUCAGCCUCCUCCACUCGCCCGCCAGGCUGCCCUUCUCCUUGCAGGUCUUCCUGCGGGACCGCCUGAAGGUCAUCAGGGUCAAGUGUGAGGAGCUCCGCGAGGUGCCCCUGUGGGUGUUUGGGCUGCGUGGCCUGGAGGAGCUGCACCUCGAGGGGCUCUUUGUCCCCGAGCUGGCUCGGGCGGCGACCCUUGAGAGCCUCCGGGAGCUGAAGCAGCUCAAGGUGCUGUCUCUGCGGAGCAACGCCGGCAAGGUGCCAGCCAGUGUGACGGACGUGGCCGGGCACCUGCAGCGGCUCAGCCUGCACAAUGACGGGGCCCGCCUGCUGGCCCUGAACAGCCUCAAGAAGCUGGCGGCGCUGCGGGAGCUGGAGCUGGUGGCCUGCGGGCUGGAGCGCAUCCCGCAUGCCGUCUUCAGCCUGGGGGCGCUGCAGGAAUUGGACCUCAAGGACAACCACCUGCGGUCCAUUGAGGAGAUCCUCAGCUUCCAGCACUGUCGCAAGCUGGUCACGCUCAAGCUGUGGCACAACCAGAUCGCCUACGUCCCUGAGCACGUGCGGAAGCUCCGGGGCCUCGAGCAGCUCUACCUCAGCCACAACAAGCUGGAGACCCUGCCCACGCAGCUCGGCCUGUGCUCCGGCCUCCGCCUGCUGGACGUCUCCCACAACGGGCUGCGCUCCCUGCCGCCCGAGCUGGGCCUCCUCCAGAGCCUGCAGCAUCUGGCUCUGUCCUUCAAUGCCCUGGAGACCCUGCCCGAGGAGCUCUUCUUCUGCCGCAAGCUGCGGACGUUGCUCCUGGGCUACAACCACCUGAGCCAGCUCUCGCCCCAGGUGGGCACCCUCAGAGCCCUCAGCCGCCUGGAGCUCAAGGGCAACCGCUUGGAGGCGCUGCCGGAAGAACUUGGCAACUGCGUGGGGCUCAAGAGAGCAGGGCUCGUGGUGGAGGACACGCUCUACGAGGGCCUGCCGGCAGAGGUGCGGGAAAAAAUGGAGGAGGAGUGAAGCGAAAGGUGGGGCAGGUGGAGGUGGAGG
Hyaena hyaena (striped hyena) is the source of this 2427-nucleotide messenger RNA. It is a transcript of the gene LRRC8E, whose product is annotated as leucine rich repeat containing 8 VRAC subunit E. The record is from RefSeq and is a predicted model, not a curated record. The coding region runs from base 16 to 2397 and encodes 793 amino acids. NCBI's taxonomy places the organism in Eukaryota, Metazoa, Chordata, Mammalia, Carnivora, Hyaenidae. The transcript has 2 exons. Gene Ontology annotation, molecular function: protein binding.